Molecule: messenger RNA, 2322 nt
Organism: Choloepus didactylus (southern two-toed sloth)
Lineage: Eukaryota; Metazoa; Chordata; Mammalia; Pilosa; Megalonychidae
Gene: DLD
Product: dihydrolipoamide dehydrogenase
Exons: 14
Coding region: 158-1687 (509 amino acids)
Cellular component (GO): oxoglutarate dehydrogenase complex; mitochondrion
Molecular function (GO): flavin adenine dinucleotide binding; dihydrolipoyl dehydrogenase (NADH) activity
Source: RefSeq, a predicted model, not a curated record
CGUAAGGAGGGCCCGGAUCGUGUAGGCCAAUCGCGCUGCUCCCGGGCAACGAUAUAAACUGCACUUGUGCAUGCGCAGGGCGGGGAGACCUUGGCGAAGCUGUAGAGGCGUUUCGCGGUUGUGAGAGCAUUUGCCAAAAGGAAAGUAACGUGGGAAAAUGCAGAGCUGGAGUCGGGUGUACUCCUCCUUGGCCAAGAGAGGCCAUUUAAGUCGAAUAUCUCAUGGCCUACAGGGAGUUUCUGCAGUGCCUUUGAGAACUUACACAGAUCAACCAAAUAAUGCUGAUGUAACAGUGAUAGGUUCUGGUCCUGGAGGAUAUGUUGCUGCUAUUAAAGCUGCCCAGUUAGGCUUCAAGACGGUCUGUAUUGAAAAAAAUGAAACCCUUGGUGGAACAUGUUUGAAUGUCGGUUGUAUUCCUUCUAAGGCUUUAUUGAAUAACUCUCAUUAUUACCAUAUGGCUCAUGGAAAAGAUUUUGCAUCUAGGGGAAUUGAAGUGCCUGAAGUUCGCUUGAAUUUAGAGAAGAUGAUGGAGCAGAAGAGUACUGCAGUAAAAGCUUUAACAGGUGGAAUUGCCCACUUAUUCAAACAGAAUAAGGUUGUUCAUGUAAAUGGAUAUGGAAAGAUAACUGGCAAAAACCAGGUCACUGCUACGAAACCCGAUGGCAGCACUCAAGUUAUUGAUACAAAGAACAUUCUUAUAGCUACAGGUUCAGAAGUUACUCCCUUUCCUGGAAUCACGAUUGAUGAAGAUACAAUAGUGUCAUCUACAGGUGCUUUAUCUUUAAAAAAAGUUCCAGAAAAGAUGAUUGUGAUUGGUGCAGGAGUAAUAGGUGUAGAAUUGGGUUCAGUUUGGCAAAGACUUGGUGCAGAUGUGACAGCAGUUGAGUUUUUGGGUCAUGUUGGUGGAGUUGGAAUUGAUAUGGAAAUAUCUAAAAACUUUCAACGUGUCCUUCAAAAACAGGGAUUUAAAUUUAAAUUGAAUACAAAGGUUACUGGUGCUACCAAGAAGUCAGAUGGAAAUAUCAAUGUUUUAAUUGAAGCUGCUUCUGGUGGUAAAGCUGAAGUUCUCACUUGUGAUGUACUCUUGGUUUGCAUUGGUCGACGACCCUUUACUCAGAAUUUAGGACUAGAGGAGCUUGGCAUUGAACUUGAUUCCAGAGGUAGAAUUCCAGUCAAUUCCAGAUUCCAAACUAAAAUUCCAAAUAUCUAUGCUAUUGGUGAUGUGGUUGCUGGUCCAAUGCUGGCCCACAAAGCAGAAGAUGAAGGCAUUAUCUGUGUCGAAGGAAUGGCUGGUGGUGCUGUGCACAUUGACUACAAUUGUGUGCCAUCAGUGAUUUACACACAUCCUGAAGUUGCUUGGGUUGGCAAAUCAGAGGAGCAGUUGAAAGAGGAGGGUAUUGAGUACAAAGUUGGGAAAUUCCCAUUUGCUGCGAACAGCAGAGCUAAGACAAAUGCUGACACAGAUGGCAUGGUGAAGAUUCUUGGGCAGAAAUCCACGGACAGAGUAUUAGGAGCACAUAUUCUAGGACCAGGUGCUGGAGAAAUGGUAAAUGAAGCUGCUCUUGCUUUGGAAUAUGGAGCAUCCUGUGAAGAUAUAGCUAGAGUCUGUCAUGCACAUCCGACUUUAUCAGAAGCUUUUAGAGAAGCAAACCUGGCUGCAUCAUUUGGCAAGGCGAUCAACUUUUAAGUUAGAUUUUUUUUUCCUGAAAUUUCCAGGAAGCUUUCAUAAAGGUCACAUUUCUGAACAGAAAUUGCUCAUGGAUGCAAGAAUUUCUCGAACUGAAUUAAGAAACUUUUGGAAGGUAUUUAUUCCAUUCUGUCCAAAUCUAUUAAUCUCACAUUUCUAUUUUAAAUAAAUUUAAUAUUGUUUCAGUGCAUCAGCCCAUGGUUUCAUGCUGUUUAUGAAAGGUUCAAUGUCACUGAAUUUAUAUUAAGCAUCUUUUACCCCUUAUACAGUAAAGUUGAAUUUACUUACUUGGAUUUUUAACCAGUUUUCAUAUUGGAAACAGAAGUGAAGUCAUUCAGCUAAGAUUCAAAUACGUAUAAACUGAAUAGAUAGAUGUAAAUUGAAAAAUGGUCUCACUCACUUAAACCUCCAAAUUCUUAUAGAGGCAGAAUUUAUGUAUUUGAGAUUUCUUAAGGUUCCAUUGAAGUCUACAAGUAUGAACGACAGUUACCUAAAUUAAUGAGGUUUAUCUACGAGACUCAGCUGUUAAAGGGAGACUCAAAUGUAUUAUAAUGGAAUGAAGAUAUGGAAAUAAAAGGGAGACUCAAAUGUAUUAUAAUGGAAUGAAGAUAUGGAAAUAAACAUGUCAAACAUUC